AUGGCCAUGACCAAAACCACCUCUUCUGAUCAUCUUCUUCACACAACCACUGUACAACAACUCCGAACCACCAUUAACAGAGCUCACAUUCUCUUCCACUCCAUUCUCAUCUCCUUCCUGCUCUACUACCGUCUGUCCCGACUCUUCAACCCCCCAAUUGAUGAUGAUUUUCCCAGCACUGCAUGGGUUUUCAUGUUUGUUUCCGAGCUUAUUAUCUCCUUUAUAUGGCUCUUCACUCAGUCUUUCCGUUGGAGACUGGUUUUGAGGUCAGUCUCACCGGAAAGACUCCCCGGAGACAAAGCCUUGCCCGGAGUGGACGUGUUCAUAUGCACUGCGGACCGGAAAAAAGAGCCAACCCUAGAGGUGAUGAACACUGUUAUAUCAGCUAUGUCGCUGGACUACCCGCCGGAGAAGCUAGCCGUUUAUCUUUCCGAUGAUGGCGGCGAUAGGGUGACGAUGAAGGCGAUGGAAGAGGCGGCUGCAUUUGCACGGCGGUGGGUUCCGUUCUGCCGCAAGUAUGGUAUCAAGACAAGGUGCCCGGAGGCUUACUUCUCGGUGUUUGCUGAUGAUGAUUUGAGUAUACGUGGUGCUAAAUUUCAAGUGGAAGAAGAGAACAUUAAGACAAGGUACGAGCAGUUUAAGAAAUGUUUGGAGAGUGGAGGUGAUGAUGGCUUCUGCACUGAAAAUGUCAACACAAUCUCUGUCAACGGCCGUCCCCCGGUGAUCCGGGUGAUUCAUGAUAGUAGGGAGAAUGAAGAUGACGAUAAUGCAGCUAAAUUGCCUCUCCUUGUUUAUGUCUCUCGUGAAAAAAGACCAUCUUAUCCUCAUCGUUUCAAGGCUGGAGCUCUCAACACCCUUCUUCGAGUGUCCGGAGUUUUUACAAAUUCUCCAUACAUAUUGGUUCUAGACUGUGACAUGUACUGCAAUGAUCCAACUUCGGCUCGGCAAGCAAUGUGUUUCCACAUUGAUGCCAACAAGUCUUCCUCAUUAGCUUUUGUUCAAUUCCCACAAAUCUUCUACAAUGUAAGCAAGAAUGACAUCUACGAUGCCCAAGCAAGAUCUGCUUAUAAGACUAAAUGGCAAGGUAUGGAUGGGCUUAGAGGACCUCUUCUAUGUGGCACUGGAUUCUACUUGAAGAGAAUGGCAUUGUAUGCAAGUCCAACACAAGAAGACUCUUUCCUCCUCCAACCCAAAGUGAGUUUUGGCAUCUCGGAUAAGUUCAUUGCAUCGCUGCGUGGCAACAAUGGGCAAUAUAUUUUCAAGAAAGGUGAAUCAUCAUCAGAUGAGCUGCUAAAAGAAGCCCAUUUUUUAGCUACUUGUGCUUUUGAAAAAGGCACGAAAUGGGGGUCUGAGAUAGGUUUCUCGUAUGAGUGCUUGUUGGAGAGUACAUUCACCGGAUAUCUUUUGCACUGCAAAGGAUGGACUUCUGUCUACUGUUACCCCAAGAGACCAUCUUUCUUAGGUUGCACCACUAUUGACAUGAAGGAUGCCAUGGUUCAGCUUAGAAAAUGGACUGCCGGUCUCUUCCAAAUUGGUAUCUCAAAAUUCAGCCCUCUCACCUAUGCAAUGUCAAGAAUGUCUAUUAUUCAAAGCAUGUGCUAUGGAUACUUCACAUUCCAUCCCCUCUUCUCCCUCGCAUUUCUGAUCUAUGGUGUCGUUCCUCAGCUAUGCUUCUACAAAGGCAUCUCUCUCUAUCCAAAGGUUACUGAUCCAUGGUUCUUGGUGUUUUCGAUUGUGUGGGCGUCCUCCCUAUUGCAACAUUUAUAUGAGGUGGUCUCUAGUGGGGGCUCAUUGAGGACAUGGUGGAAUGAACAGAGAAUUUGGAUGGUAAAAUCAGUCACAGCAACCUUAUUUGGAUGUCUCGACGUUUUUAUGAAGUGGAUUGGCGUAACAGGAACUGUUUUUAGGCUGACAAACAAAGUGAUCGACAAACAGAAGCUCGAGAAAUACAAAAAUGGGAAAUUUGAUUUCAGUGGUGCUGAGCUUUUCAUGGUUCCUUUGGUCAUGCUAGUCACUUGGAACAUAGCAUGCUUCAUGGGUGGAGUGAGGAAGAUGUUGUUUGAGGGGGGUUUCAAUGAGAUGUUUGGACAAUGUUUCCUCUCAUUCUUCAUCAUAGCCCUCAGUUACCCUAUAAUUGGAGGGCUAGUAAAAAAAAAUAGAAAAGAAAGAAGAAAAAAAAAAUAAAAAAAAUAACAGCCGGCUCAAGGAAGAAAUUGGAGACGGCUCUAAAAAAUUUUUGGAGACGGCUCAAUAAAUUUUUAGAGCAGGCUCAAUUGUCUGCAGAGGAGAUCCCGAGAGUUAAAAAAAAUAUAGCACUAA
Molecule: messenger RNA, 2319 nt
Organism: Cornus florida
Lineage: Eukaryota; Viridiplantae; Streptophyta; Magnoliopsida; Cornales; Cornaceae
Product: cellulose synthase-like protein G1
Exons: 9
Coding region: 1-2184 (727 amino acids)
Biological process (GO): cellulose biosynthetic process; plant-type primary cell wall biogenesis
Cellular component (GO): trans-Golgi network; plasma membrane
Molecular function (GO): cellulose synthase (UDP-forming) activity; mannan synthase activity
Source: RefSeq, a predicted model, not a curated record